UUCUGGAAGCAGGGAGUGGCAAAGGAGGGAGCCGGUCUGGGGAGGUGGAGGGGCGUCGGAGAGGGUGCUGGAGAACCUGCGGCCUUUCUCCCUCUCUCACUCUGUCUCUGUCCCUCCUCCAGCGGCUCACCCGGGUACAGGGCGGGGCUCCGGGACAGCCCAGCGGGAAGCCAGGAGGGGGGAAAUCGGCCGCCGCCCGCCCGGGACCAGGCUGAGUGGAAAGAGAAAGGGGAAGGAAAAGGGAAGGCUGGGGCCGCAGCUCGGAGAUCCACAGCGGGAGCGGGAGCAGCGGUGGCAGCAGCGGCAGCCGCAGCGCCCUGGAGCCACGGCAGACCGGGCAGGGAGAGCAGCAAUGGGGCUGGAGACGGAGAAGACGGACGCCCAGAUCUACAUGGAUGAGGAUUCCUACAGCCGCCACAGCGGUCCUGACUACCCGGAGCCGGAGAAAAGCGUGAAGUCCUUCCAGGAUCGCGAUCCGCGAGGCCUCAACACGCAUCUGAAGCUGGGCUUUGAGGAUGUGAUUGCGGAGCCCGAGUCCGCCCACAGUUUUGAUAAAGUUUGGAUCUGCAGCCAUGCCCUCUUUGAAAUCAGCAAGUACCUGAUCUACAAGGUCCUAACUGUGCUGUUGGCUAUCCCGUUGGCCUUUGUGGCAGGAAUUUUCUUUGCAACUCUCAGCUGUCUGCACAUCUGGUUUGUGGUGCCUUUUGUAAAGACCUGUUUAAUGGUCUUGCCAUCAGUGCAGACAGUAUGGAAGAGCGUUACAGAUGUUCUCAUUGCUCCUGUAUAUAAAAGCAUGGGACUCAUCUUCUCUUCAGUCAGCUUGAGACUAGGUUCUGAGUGAAUAACAUGGAACCUGUUGCUGGACACCUAAUAUAUUGCAAUACUGUAGGUUGUUGUAACAUAGAAGCACUACUGUUUAUUUCUAAAUUGUUUUAUUUAAGAUAACUAAUUGGUUUUUUAAGGUGAACAAGUAUAUUUGGAACUUAAAAGUUGAAAUUAAUUCCUUCUUGGGUAAUAUUUCUCAAAUUACUAGCCACAUAGUUCAUAUCCAGGAUUUUAUACCAGAGUUAUAUAAAUGAUGGGAAACACCUAAUUAUAAUAUGAUAUUUUUUGUCUUUGGAUAAAAAUUUACAUUUUAUGGUAAUUGUUAAUUUGAACUAUGCAUAAUAUAAUUCCAAUAUUUAGAUAUAUAUUUCUCAAAACCAGUCAGAGAGAGACACUACAAACGUAAUGUAGGAACUAAAGAAGCACAAGCAGGUAGUGAUAUGUACUACAAUAACACAUGAACAUGCAAAUGUGAAAAAUAGAUCCAUAAAAAGGAUAAAAGGCAGUAUGUUGUGGUGGAAUAGAAUAUGAAAUCCAAAUACCCGAGUUCAAAGCCUCCUCUGCUCUUUGUUACUCAGUAACUUUGGGCAAGACACUGACCUCUUUGAGUCUCAUUUCCUCAUUUAAAAAUGAGAAUUGAAUUAGAUUAUCUCCAAUGCCCCCUUAAGCUGUCAUAUGAUCCUAUAAUUUCAUUCCUUAAAAUAAAUUGUUACCUAAUUUGGGGGAUUAUUCUGCUGCCCUAUUUAAGAAGAGGUUCUAUUUUAUUAUAUAUCUUGUACUUAAUGUAAAUUUUGCUCUAUCAAUUUUCCAUAAAGCACUUUGAUUGUUAUUUGUAAUUUGUAGAGUUAUUAAACUGAAUGGACUUAUCCAUAUGUGAAUCACACACAAAAAAAAGAAAUUUAGAUGAGGGAGAUUGCACUGAAAUCAUUAUAUAAAGCAUAUAUUUUUCUUUAAGAAUUUAAUGUAAAAGUUUGGCAUAAAAUGCUUUCUUAUUGAACAAUGUAGGGAAAAGAGCCUCGUGUUUUAUGAGUAAUGCUUGUAGUUAACUGUAGAUUGCAAUAAACCCUACCUAAUGAUUUUCAUUAGUCAUGAUAUAAUAUUUAAAAUAAUCUAUGCCCAAAUGAUAUUUUCUCUUUUGUAUUCUUAAGUCACUUUAAAAAGUUUUCUCUUUUGUAUUCAAUCACUAGACUUAUAUUUGACAUUCCUAUUCCCCAUUCAUUUUUCUUUUCAGUGACUAUGGUGCUGUUUAACAUAAUUUUUGUUAUGCUGAAUAUUUAUCAUAAAAAAGCAAAUUCUUCUGUACUUAACAAUUGCUGAAUUUCUUCUUUGACUACAGCAAACACAUAUAUAAAGUAAUGCAAGAAGGUCUACUGAGGUCUGUGCUACUGAGCUUCAUAUGCAGAUGAGCAAGUUACAACAAUGCUUUGUUUGUGCUAUGUAAUACAAAGUAAUUU
Messenger RNA from Sarcophilus harrisii (Tasmanian devil), 2279 nucleotides. It is a transcript of the gene CAV2, whose product is annotated as caveolin 2. Gene Ontology annotation, biological process: positive regulation of MAPK cascade; caveola assembly; negative regulation of endothelial cell proliferation. The transcript is spliced from 3 exons. Gene Ontology annotation, cellular component: Golgi apparatus; caveola; cytoplasmic vesicle. Gene Ontology annotation, molecular function: protein kinase binding; molecular adaptor activity. The coding region runs from base 353 to 841 and encodes 162 amino acids. Lineage: Eukaryota; Metazoa; Chordata; Mammalia; Dasyuromorphia; Dasyuridae. The record is from RefSeq and is a predicted model, not a curated record.